AUGGAAAAAAUCAGAAUCGCCGACAACAUAACCGAGGGGGUUCAUUGUGGUCAAUUGACAUUUGGCUGUAAAUGGAAUGCCGAGAAUGAGGAGACUGACGGUUGGGAACGGUACAGUUAUGAUGGAGAAGAUUAUGCCUCUUUGGACGUGGCGACAGAGAGCUGGACCAUAGCCAACAGAAAGUCAAGACAGUAUUUCAUUGCUACUCUCAACUUGGAACAUGACGAGGGUCCAAGAAAAUACAGGAAGUAUUUCUACACUGAAAAGUGUCUCAGUCAGUUGAAGACGUUCCUGGAGUAUGGACAGGACUUCUAUAAAAGAGCUGAGCUUCCUAAGGUUUCCCUCCUCCAGAAGACACCAUCUUCGCCGAUCACGUGCCACGCAACAGGUUUCUAUCCUAACACGGCAGAUCUCUUCUGGAGGAAAGACGGCGAACAGCUCCACAUGGACGCGGACUAUGGCGAAAUUCUUCCGAACCACGACAGAACCUUCCAGAUGACCGCGAAUCUUAAAGUGAACGUAACGGCCGAGGUGGAAGGCCACUACGAAUGUGUCUUUCAGCUCUCAGGUGUCAAGGAUGACAUUGUCAUCAAGCUGGAUGAAAGAAAAAUCCUGAGCAAUCUACGCAUUGAAAACGAAAAACAGAAGAAGGUCGCCAUCGCCACAGCCGUCCCAUUGGCUGUCCUUGGGCUGGUGGUCAUCAUCGUGGCCGUAGUCUUCGUCAAGUGUCGUAAACGCAUUCCAGGCGAUUACGCGCCACCUCCUGUUGAAAUGUCGAACUCGGAAAGGGCGAGAGAGAACGGGAACACGAUGGGAUCUGAAAUUUAA
This is a messenger RNA of Nerophis lumbriciformis (worm pipefish), 828 nucleotides long. The record is from RefSeq and is a predicted model, not a curated record. Lineage: Eukaryota; Metazoa; Chordata; Actinopteri; Syngnathiformes; Syngnathidae.